Messenger RNA from Nannizzia gypsea CBS 118893, 477 nucleotides. RefSeq lists its product as hypothetical. Lineage: Eukaryota; Fungi; Ascomycota; Eurotiomycetes; Onygenales; Arthrodermataceae. The transcript has 2 exons. Bases 1 to 477 code for a protein of 158 amino acids. The record is from RefSeq and is a predicted model, not a curated record.
AUGGACGGAGAACAUGGAGUACAGAACGGGAAAAAUACCGAUACCGACCGGCCGGCCGACCAUGGUCAGCUGGCCUGCUGGACUGCAUGGUUGGCUUCGAGGGAUCCUAGACAGUUAUGUGUGGAAAAGAAAGGCCGAUCUGUCAGGGAAGAUGAACCCUGGGUCUUCUGCCGUGUUGUGGACAUCGAUCUCUUGUCAAGCGUGGAGAACAAGAUCUUAUCCACAUUGUCGGCUAUGGGGGGAGGGAGUAGUACAAAACGAGAAGGUGGGAAAGAGACAGAGUUCAGCGCCGGCGAGUCGGGAAGAAUCAACUCCAGCGGAAGUGAAGUUGACAGUAUCGAAAGUCAGGUUCCCCCUCUCUCCCCCAGAAGGCCGCCAUCGCUUCGGAGGAGAAGGGAAGAAAGGGAUGAACCGCUGAGCAGAAGCUUCUGCUACCUUCGGCGCACGGCCAGUCACCGUGACCCGCGAUGUUACUAG